Molecule: messenger RNA, 863 nt
Organism: Magallana angulata
Lineage: Eukaryota; Metazoa; Mollusca; Bivalvia; Ostreida; Ostreidae
Exons: 2
Coding region: 54-467 (137 amino acids)
Source: RefSeq, a predicted model, not a curated record
UAACUUGUGUUUGUUUAACUCUGAGAACAGAAACUACUAACAUAACAAGUGAAAUGUUGAACAAGAUACAACAGAAGAAGCUGCUGAAGGCUAGUGCUGAUGUUGUGACCCAGUUCCUGAGAAAGUAUUCUAAAGCUGGACAGCAAAUCCGCCUCCUUGAUGACUACACUACCAGACUGACAUCCCAAGCUAUCUUGGCCAUGAAAUCUGGAAACAAGGGGAGAGCACUCCAGCUCCUAAAGAGACGCUGUGUGGCAGAUGGAAUCAAGCACAUGUACCGACAGUACCGACAGACCAAGCUGGCCCAGGCCAAGACGCUCGCCCUCAGCGUGGCAGGGACCUUGGGACAUCCAGCACCUCUCCCCAUCAGGCCCACAGACAACCACACUGGAGUGGAGGAGAUUCAGGUGGAGAAGUUUGCCCAGACAAUGAUGGUAGCCCAGUGUAACUUCACCAGGAAUGGUUAAACCUUGGCAUGCAAGAUAGGUGUCCAAGAUAGUGCCUCAAAUGAUUUCAGUGUGAGGAUCCAAAACUAUCAUCAAGACGUGGAGAGUGAGGGUAUUAAUCAGUGAAUCCUCUGUCAAGAGACUGUAACCACAUCCAUAAAGACACAGAGAGAAGGAAGUGAUGAUUACAUUGCGUAUGUGCCUGAUCAUCCAAUACCCCUGGCCCUAUCAAACCACACAGACAGCAAGUCUUGUGGAAAAAAACACCAUUGUUAAAACUGGAUUAAAAGUAUUGGACGUUGAUAAAUUUUUAAUGGCAGUGCUAUAAAACCACUUGUAUAUAUACAAUUAGUUGCUUGUUAACUUGUGCUGCAUGUUACUAGUGAGUAGUGCUUAAAUAAAACAUAUAAAACAUUU